This is a messenger RNA of Exaiptasia diaphana, 802 nucleotides long. RefSeq names its product heat shock 70 kDa protein 1B. Gene Ontology annotation, molecular function: ATP-dependent protein folding chaperone; ATP hydrolysis activity; misfolded protein binding. NCBI's taxonomy places the organism in Eukaryota, Metazoa, Cnidaria, Anthozoa, Actiniaria, Aiptasiidae. The record is from RefSeq and is a predicted model, not a curated record. Gene Ontology annotation, biological process: protein refolding; vesicle-mediated transport; cellular response to unfolded protein. Gene Ontology annotation, cellular component: nucleus; cytoplasm; plasma membrane.
GCAGGCGAAGUGAUGACCAAAUUAAUUGAAAGAAACACUCGCAUCCCUACCAAGACUUCCAAGACCUUCACAACCUACUCUGACAACCAGCCAGGUGUCAGCAUUCAAGUGUUUGAAGGAGAAAGAGCCAUGACAAAGGAUAACAAUCUCCUUGGAAGAUUCGAGUUGGAUGGAAUCCCACCAGCUCCACGUGGUGUGCCGCAGAUCGAAGUCACUUUUGAUAUUGAUGCCAACGGCAUUUUGAACGUUUCUGCACAAGAUAAGAGUACCGGUAAAAAGAACUCCAUCACCAUCAAGAACGACAAGGGACGAUUAUCCAAGGAAGACAUUGAAAGAAUGGUCAAAGAUGCUGAGAAAUAUAAAAGUCAAGACGACGCACAAAGGGAGAGAAUCGCAGCACGAAAUAGUUUGGAGAACUACGCGUUCAGCGUGAAGCAGGCAGUCGAAGACGCCACAGUUUCAAGCAAAUUAUCUGAGGAGGACAAAGAAARCGUGAAACAAAAGGUUACAGACGUCAUUAACUGGCUAGAYAGCAACUCCUUGGYAGAGAAGGAAGARUUUCAAGACAAAGAGAAAGAAYUGCAGAGAGUUUGUUCACCAAUCAUGGCCAAACUUCAUGGAAAAGGUCAACAAAGCGCAAACACAAAUGGACCUACAGUUGAAGAAGUUGAUUAAUAAUAGAACACUAUUAUAAUGUUAAAUGUCAUAUUACUACUAUUAAAGUACUACGUUACUUUAUAUACAUCUUUACACUCAUGUAAUAAUGAAUAAUUGUCAAUUAAAAAGUUCAAAUGAAWUUUUA